AUGGUUACAUUGCCCAGCCUUCGCUUACCGGUGGCUUGGCUAGCCCGUGUUAUUCGCUUAGUUCGUAACAGCAGCCGGGCGAAGGCUGAGUGGGCUGAGCGAUGGGCCCCUAAAGAAGACAUCCCUAAAGAAGACAUCCCGAUACCGCAGGGAGAGGCGAGAGAGCCCACGCCGGGCGAAAAGGAGCGGUGGUUGGAGGCGACUCGGUGGCAUAAGACGUGCUAUAUCGACUAUUACCCCGAGGGCAACCCGAGGCCUAUUGUAUUUUGUAGCGUAGCGUUUUUAAAUAAGGAUAAUAAUAUUAAGAAGAAUAAAAGUACCGAAUUGUAUUGUUAUAAUAAGAGUGAGGCGGAGAAGAAAUUAAACCUCUUUACGAAUAAUAAAAGAAGAUACGGCCGUUACUUUAGGGGCGGCGGUUAUAAUUCGUACGAAGUAUUUGGCUUCGCGGGCCUCUUUAUACUUUUCGGCUACUACUACUAUUACUACUCUUUAUUCCCAACGAUAUACUCUUAUGCUUGUAACGGUCCGUUACACUCGGAGGGAGUAGAUAGCGAGGUAUAUAGAUACGAAGUUAUCCUUGUACGACCUUUCGAAGGCUAUAAGCUCACUCCUAGUACAAAUUAG
This is a messenger RNA of Neurospora tetrasperma FGSC 2508, 624 nucleotides long. RefSeq lists its product as uncharacterized. Lineage: Eukaryota; Fungi; Ascomycota; Sordariomycetes; Sordariales; Sordariaceae. The record is from RefSeq and is a predicted model, not a curated record. The coding region runs from base 1 to 624 and encodes 207 amino acids. The transcript has 13 exons.